Molecule: messenger RNA, 2067 nt
Organism: Auxenochlorella protothecoides
Lineage: Eukaryota; Viridiplantae; Chlorophyta; Trebouxiophyceae; Chlorellales; Chlorellaceae
Product: MAP/microtubule affinity-regulating kinase 3
Exons: 8
Coding region: 1-2067 (688 amino acids)
Biological process (GO): intracellular signal transduction; protein phosphorylation
Cellular component (GO): cytoplasm
Molecular function (GO): protein serine/threonine kinase activity; ATP binding
Source: RefSeq, a predicted model, not a curated record
AUGGCCGGGUUGUGCACGGCUCAGUCUCCUUUCGAGGAGCCCUUGCCAGCGUAUGCGGCAUCGGCGCUGUACGGAGUUGGCUUCCCCAAGUCUGAGGAAUACGCCGGCAUCGAAUGGCUGUUGCAGCACGGGCCGAGGCACCUCACUCGCACCAUUCCCGUCGACCGGCCUUCCGGCGUCUCCACCGUCAUGCCAAGCUCGCCCAUGGCAUGCGAGGCGAUACCCGGCUCCUACUGGUCCAUGGACUGGCCAAACGACGUGGCCGACGACUCUGCCAAGAGGUUCCACCCGCCCUCCACCGUGUCCUCCGGCAUGGGCGAGGCGAUCACCCGCCCACACAGUCCCCUGGGCCCUGCCAGCAUUGGCUGGCAGAGCAGCGUGACCUCGGCUGGGGCUGCCGGCAACAGCAUCCUUGACACUCAGCUGAUUGGGCGGCGGCUGUCCCCCAUCCGCGCCCCGCCGCCCGGCUCCCACCUGGGCUGGCCGCACUCGGCUUCCCUGGGCGCGACCAACGAGUGCCCCAGCAGCGGGACGCCGUCUGGGCUGGAGACAAUGAGCCUCGCCGCCGACGACCUGGCGUCGGGAGCGAGCCGGCCCACACCCGGCGCCCGUGCUGGCGCGUGGGGCGAGGCCUGCGCCCCGGCAGCCUACGAGGCGCGCGAAGGCACCAGCGCGGCCCCGUGUCAGGGUCGCCCGGCGCGCCUGCCGAUCCUGAACAAGGCGGGACGGCUGGCGGCGGCGGCAGACCCCCUGCUCGGCUUCCCGGACGCCGCCAACCUCCUGCCCGGCUACGUGCUGGGGCCCGUGGCGGGGAAGGGCGGCUUCUGCACCGUGCGACGCGCGCUGCAUGCCGCCACCGGCGCGCAGGUGGCGGUGAAGAUCAUCGAGAAGGCGCGCCUGCGCGACGCCACGGACCGCGAGCGCGUGGAGCGCGAGGUGCGCGUCAUGCGCGCGCUGAACAACCACGUGAACAUCGUGCGGGUUCUAGAGAGCGCAGAGACCGCCGACGCCGUCUACGUCGUCAUGGAGCACUGCACCGGCGGUUCCCUGCUGGACCACGUGCGGGAGCGCAAGUGCCUGCGCGACGGCGAGGCCGCGCUGGUCUUCCAGCAGCUGCUGGCCGCGCUGGGUCACUGCCAUGGCGCGGGCAUCGUUCAUCGCGACGUGAAGCUGGAGAACAUUCUGUUCGACGGCGCCGGCGGCGUCCAGCUCAUCGACUUUGGCCUCUGCGGCUUCUUCGUCCCCGGCCGCCGCCUGCGCUGCCACUGCGGGUCGCCCAGCUACGCGGCGCCGGAGAUCGUGGCGCGGCGGGAGUACGACGCGCCCCCCGUGGACGUCUGGUCCCUGGGCGUGGUGCUGUUCGCCAUGCUGGCGGGGUACCUGCCCUUCCACAGCAAGGACAAGAAGGCGCUGUCGGCCAAGAUCGUGGCGGGGGCCUUCCGCUUCCCCGCCUGGGUGGACCCGCAGGCGCGCGACCUCCUGUCCCGCAUGCUCACCGUCCUGCGCGUCGCGCGGGCGGCCUUUGGCCUGGAACCAUGCGCCGUGGAGCGCGCGGUGCGCGCGCGCGAGGCCUCGCCCCUCGCCGCCACGUACCUGUUGCUGGCCGAGGAGGCGGCGCGUGUGCCGGGGGGUUCGGCCGCAUGGGCGCGCCUGCGCGUCGGUGCCGCAGUGGCGGAGGGGGGCGGGGGAGUGGUCGGCCCCGCCAGCACAGACCCUCCGGGCACGGGUCCCGCGAGCGUGGACCCCGCGCCGUCGACACCCAGCCCGAGCGGCUCCCGCUCCCAGACCCCGCGGUCCCCGCACAGCCCCGUCUCCUGGCUCUCCGACCGCCUGCACAAGGGCGCCGCGCUGUCCCCCGGCCCCAAGGCGGCGAGCCUGGGGGCGCUGGACCGCGCGCCGGCCAGCCCCCAAGCCCUGCAGGGCAUGGCGCCCCGUGCCUUCUCCAUCCCCGCCUACUCGCCACGCCUGCUGGGGGCCGGCUCCCCCUGGACCCUGGAGGGGGCCGCCUUGGGCCCCCGGGGCGAGGGCCACACCGUGCACACAGUUUGCGCCGAGGGCGGGGACUGA